AUGGCUCGUGAUUUGACUUUAAACACGCCAGGGUUGAGUCUGGAAGACUCUGGUAGUGACCCGUUCAGAGGCGGUGAAGAUACAAUCGACUCGAAUUCGUACACACCACCGCCAGGUGGAGAACAAUCAUACCCUGGAUACGGCGCAUAUUCACCCAAUGGAACAACUUCAAACCUACUAUCCGAAUCCUCAUACGACGAUAUACACGGUAGUGGAGGUGGGAAAGUCUCUGCACCUCCUGAAUUUGACCGGUUCCCCUCCAAGAUUGGCUCUAGAGCAGUUUCCAGCUCGUCAUUGGCAAGUCUGGUGAUUUUCGGAUACUACCAAAAGGAUGCUGCAAAUGGAGAAAACCUCCCCACUGGAACGGUUAACCCGGUCAUCAAGGAUGGCGAGCACUCCUUGUACGAUUUUUCUCCCUUUGGUGGGUAUCCUGCUUCCUCGUUCCCCCUUCAUAUCGAUGAAAAGGAACCUGAUGAUUACCUCCACAAUCCUGACCCCAUUGCAGAUGCAAAAUAUGACAGACACCGAUUUUUCUAUGAUCUCAAAAACUUAGAUAAAAGGUCUCUUGGUGGUCUUAUUGGGAUGAUUGUAUUAUUUCUUGGUGCCAUUGCAGUUUUUGUUGUUCUUCCCGUGUUGACGUAUUCCAACGUUGAACACCAUGCGGUCCCGGAAACGUAUGAGAUCCUUACCCAGUACAGUUAUCCAGUAUUAAGUGCCAUUAGACAGUCUCUAGUCGACCCAGACACCCCUUCAGAUGCAUUCACCAGGAAAACAGCAUCUGGAGACGCCACUUGGAAAUUGGUAUUUUCAGAUGAAUUCAAUGUGGAAGGACGAACUUUUUAUGAAGGAGAUGAUCAAUUCUUCACUGCCCCUGACUUGAAUUAUGCUGCUACUAAGGAUUUGGAAUGGUAUGACCCAGACGCAGUAACUACCGCAAACGGUUCAUUAACCCUUCGAAUGGAUGCUUUCCAGAAUCACAAUUUAUUCUACCGUUCAGGAAUGGUUCAAUCGUGGAAUAAACUUUGUUUCACCCAGGGUCUUUUGGAUAUCUCUGCACAACUCCCCAAUUAUGGAAAUGUUUCUGGACUUUGGCCGGGACUUUGGUCUAUGGGGAACUUGGGUAGACCUGGAUAUUUGGCUCUGACUGAAGGGGUUUGGCCAUAUGCGUACGACUCAUGUGAUGCGGGCAUCACUCCAAAUCAAUCACUGCCUGAUGGUAUCUCAUACCUUCCAGGUCAGAGGUUAAACGUGUGUACGUGUAAAGGUGAGGACCACCCGAACCCAGGGGUGGGGAGAGGUGCACCUGAAUUGGACGUCCUUGAGGCCGAAACUGACCCAAAACUCCACCUUGGAGUAGCUUCCCAAUCAAUUCAAAUUGCUCCAUUUGAUGUGUGGUAUAUGCCUGAUUAUGACUUUGUUGCCAUUCAUAACAAGCUGGUGACCACUAUGAACACAUACGCCGGGGGCCCAUUCCAACAAGCUGUACUGGGGACGACUACGUUGAACACUACUUGGUAUGAGUAUGGGUACCCUGGAGCACGUAAUUUCCAGCUGUUUGGCUUUGAAUACAUGAACGAUGAUCAUACUGGCUACAUUACAUGGUAUGUCGGGGAAGAUCCGACAUUGACGGUGAAUGCAUACGCACUUUCUCCCAAUGGUAAUAUUGGCUGGAGACGAAUAUCGAAGGAACCAAUGUCAAUUGUCCUCAACUUGGGGAUUUCCAACAGUUGGGCGUAUAUCGAUUGGCCCUCAUUGAUGUUCCCUGUAACGUUUAGGAUCGAUUAUGUACGGGUAUAUCAACCUGAAGAUCAAAUAAACUUGACAUGCGAUCCUCCUGGAUUCCCAACCUAUGAUUACAUUCAGAAACAUUUGAAUGUGUAUCUGAAUGUGAAUCUCACAUCUUGGGAACUGACAGGAUAUUCAUUCCCGAAGAAUUCUUUGGUGAAUAAGUGUUAA
Messenger RNA from [Candida] anglica, 1956 nucleotides. The record is from the annotation of a GenBank genome assembly. NCBI's taxonomy places the organism in Eukaryota, Fungi, Ascomycota, Pichiomycetes, Serinales, Debaryomycetaceae.